Messenger RNA from Volvox carteri f. nagariensis, 366 nucleotides. RefSeq lists its product as uncharacterized. Lineage: Eukaryota; Viridiplantae; Chlorophyta; Chlorophyceae; Chlamydomonadales; Volvocaceae. The record is from RefSeq and is a predicted model, not a curated record. The transcript has 2 exons. The coding region runs from base 1 to 366 and encodes 121 amino acids.
AUGGAAAAUGAGGACUUCAAGGCCGCGCACAACCGGCUCAAGGGCAAUCCCGCCAACGGCGACUUUGACCAAGCAACAACAGUCAGCAAUGAAUUAGUUGGAGGCCGCGAAAACGCAUCUUGGCGCCUUAAAAAGACUAGCUGCGACCGCAGGAGGACGCGCCAGCUGUUGACGGGUCCCCGGCGAAGCGACCACGUGCCGCUCACGCUUGAGGAAUUCAAAUGCGGCUUCGGCGCCUGCGAAGGCAGAGUGAACAAGUCCCUGAGCGGCCACCACCAAUUAACGGCACCCGCCUGGCGGCGGCGCCGGUGGUGGCGGUCGCGCCACAACACUCACCCCGCCGUGUACACUGUUGGCAAUAAAUAG